Durio zibethinus is the source of this 2954-nucleotide messenger RNA. Lineage: Eukaryota; Viridiplantae; Streptophyta; Magnoliopsida; Malvales; Malvaceae. The record is from RefSeq and is a predicted model, not a curated record.
UUCUAUAAACAAAGGCCAUAGUUGUCCUCUCCUCAAACUUUGGUCGAGAUACAUUAGAACUGCCCUACAGCAGCCGUUGCUUCCUUGGACAUGAUUUCUUGUAUCAAUCCGGGACCUGUUCUUCCUUGAAAUUUCUGUCUUGUUUCUUCUAUCAGUAAUUCUCUGACAGCCAUGGCCAUCAAGAAAAAUCCAUGGCUGAUACUUUCCGUACUCUUCAUGUAUUUUUCUAUCAACUGCCAACUCUUUUUUGGAGCUGACACCAUCUCAGUAAAUCAAUCCCUGUCCGGUAAUCAUACCAUCGUUUCAUCGGGUGGAAACUUCGUUUUGGGUUUCUUCAAACCAGGUAACUCUUCCAACUACUACAUAGGAAUGUGGUAUGGAAAGGUCUCUGAACAGACCCCAGUUUGGGUUGCAAACAGAGAGACACCAGUCCGUGAUAUAUACUUUUCAGAAUUAAAAUUAUCUAAUGGUAACUUAGUUUUGUUUAACGAGUCCCAAGUACCGAUUUGGUCCACAAAUAUUAGCUCAACCAACUCAAGUUUUGUAGUUGCUGUUCUUGAGGAUGGUGGGAAUCUAGUUUUAAGAGAUGGAUCCAAUUCAUCGACACCGCUGUGGCAAAGUCUUGAUCAUCCAACACACACAUGGCUUCCUGGUGGCAAGCUUAGCUUAAAUAAACGAACCAAUCAAAGCCAACUUCUUACUUCAUGGAAAAAUUCAGAGGAUCCUGCACCGGGUCUCUUCUCCCUUGAGCUAGACCCCAAUGGCACCAAUCAAUAUUUUAUACUAUGGAAUAAGACUGAAAAUUACUGGACGAGUGGACCUUGGGAUGAACAGACAAGGAUUUUCAGCUUAGUUCCAGAAAUGAGAUUGAAUUACAUCUACAACUUCAGCUAUGUUUCAAACGAAAACGAGAGUUAUUUUACUUAUUCGCUUUAUAAUCCUGCUAUCAUAUCUCGAUUUAUUAUGGAUGUUUCGGGGCAGAUAAAGCAACAGUCAUGGUUGGAAAAUAGCAAGCAGUGGAAUUUGUUCUGGUCACAGCCGAGACAACAAUGCCAGGUUUAUGCUUUUUGUGGGGCUUUUGGCAGCUGCAAUGAAAAAGGUCUGCCUUUCUGUAAUUGUUUGACGGGUUUCCAAUCAAAGUCAGCAAGCGAUUGGAAUCUGAGCGAUUAUUCUGGUGGGUGUAAAAGGAAAACCAAGCUGCAAUGUGAGGAUGCCAUUCUUGCUAACGGAAAGAGUGAUAAAUUUUUAGAAAACCCCAACAUGGUGUUGCCUCAUCAUGCCCAGUCUGUGACCGUUGGGAGCAUUUCGGAAUGUGAAUCAAGCUGCCUCCAGAAUUGCUCUUGCAGUGCUUACGCUUACGAUAGUGAUGGAUGUAAAGUUUGGAUGGGAGAUCUCUUGGAUCUGCAACAACUUGCGGAUGAUGCUAGCAAUGGAAAAACUAUAUAUAUCAGGCUAGCGGCAUCUGAGUUUUCGAGUUCCAGGAACAAUAAGGGAAUAAUUAUUGGAGCAGUUGCAGGUUCUGUAGGUUUAGUCCUAGUCCUUGUAAUGUUUGCAAUCUUGAGAUGGAGGAGGCGAAGGAUGAAAACUCCAAAACCAGUUGAAGGUUCACUUUUGGCUUUCGGAUAUAAGGAUUUACAGAGAGCAACCAAGAAUUUUUCUGAAAAACUGGGGGGAGGAGGCUUCGGCUCUGUUUUCAAAGGAACAUUGCCUGACUCGAGUGUCAUUGCUGUGAAGCAGCUUGAGAGCGUCAGUCAGGGAGAGAAGCAAUUUCGCACAGAGGUCAGCACAAUUGGGACAGUUCAACAUGUUAAUCUUGUGCGGCUUCGUGGGUUCUGCUCUGAAGGUACAAGAAAGUUGUUGGUAUAUGAUUUCAUGCCAAAUGGUUCUUUGGAUGCCCAUCUUUUCCAUGAAAAGAAUUCCAAAGCUCUAGAUUGGAAAACAAGGUACCAGAUUGCACUUGGUACAGCUAGAGGCUUAUCUUAUCUUCAUGAGAAGUGCAGAGAUUGUAUCAUUCACUGUGACAUCAAGCCUGAAAACAUUCUCUUAGAUGUUGAAUUCUGUCCAAAAGUCGCCGAUUUUGGCCUGGCAAAGCUUGUUGGGCGGGACUUCAGCAGGGUCCUGACAACUAUGAGAGGUACAAGGGGCUAUCUUGCACCAGAGUGGAUUUCAGGAGUCGCCAUUACAGCUAAAGCUGAUGUCUACAGCUAUGGGAUGAUGCUUUUUGAGUUUGUGUCAGGAAGGAGAAACUCUGAACAAUCUGAAGAUGGAAAAGUUAGAUUCUUUCCAACUUAUGCUGCUAGCCUAAUAACUCAAGAUGGUGAUGUCCUUAGCCUGUUAGACCCCCGAUUGAAUGGAGAUGCCCCUGUAGAAGAGCUAUCAAGAAUAUGCAAAGUGGCGUGUUGGUGUAUCCAGGAUGAUGAACCUCACAGGCCAUCUAUGGGUCAGGUAGUUCAGAUCCUAGAGGGGGUUUUGGAUGUGAACCUGCCUCCAGUUCCAAGAUCUCUACAGGUGUUUGUAGACAACCAGGAGCAAAUAAUCUUCUUCACCGAGUCAUCCUCAAGUCAGAGUUCACAUGCACAGAGCAACAUUUCAACUGCUUCUUCUAAGGUUAAGAGCAGCGCAUCAUCAAUGAGUUCAUAAAUCAUAAAAAGAAAUGUCUGGAAAGAAGUUGAAGUAGAUAGGUUUCGUCACGUAUAUGUAUUUUUAGAGUUGUCUCUACACUCUUUUCUGCUUAAGGCCCAAGUCAUUCUUCUUAAUAGUUGCUCUAUUUAUGGAGACUGGAGACUGGAGCAUGUCGCUAUAGCAUGAGAUAAUAUAUCUGGUUAUGGAUGUUUCUAUGUUUCUAUGUUCAUUACAGAUCAUAUUCAUGGAAACAGCUUAAAAUCUUCACAGUAAAUGCAUAAUUAUGCAUUAAAAUGAGGAUAUAGAAAUUGAAAUUGCCUUCCUUUACCCUU